This is a messenger RNA of Solea senegalensis (Senegalese sole), 2175 nucleotides long. RefSeq names its product general transcription factor IIH, polypeptide 2 (gene gtf2h2). Gene Ontology annotation, biological process: nucleotide-excision repair; regulation of transcription by RNA polymerase II; DNA-templated transcription. The record is from RefSeq and is a predicted model, not a curated record. The transcript is spliced from 15 exons. NCBI's taxonomy places the organism in Eukaryota, Metazoa, Chordata, Actinopteri, Pleuronectiformes, Soleidae. Gene Ontology annotation, molecular function: zinc ion binding. Gene Ontology annotation, cellular component: transcription factor TFIIH core complex; transcription factor TFIIH holo complex. Bases 111 to 1298 code for a protein of 395 amino acids.
UUCUCCGGAAGACAAAGCUGUGGCAGCGCUCCUGUCUGAGCGUCUGUGUUGACAAACAAAGCUGUUUUCGAGUUAUUUUGCGUUUGUUGACGUUGUGGCCGAGCGACGUCAUGGAUGAAGAAACGGAGAGAGCCAAGCGCUGGGAAGGCGGCUACGAGAGAACAUGGGAGGUGCUGAGGGAAGAUGAAUCUGGUUCCCUCAGAGCGUCAGUGGAAGAAAUCCUGUUCCAGUCUAAAAGGAAAAGGGUGAUCAAGAGCCAUGAACAAGUUAGGCUUGGAAUGAUGCGUCACCUCUAUGUGGUGAUCGACUGCUCCAGAACUAUGGAAGACCAGGAUUUAAAACCGAACCGCCUCACCUCCACUCUGAAGCUGAUGGAAGCGUUUGUCGAUGAGUAUUUUGACCAAAACCCCAUCAGUCAGGUCGGCAUCAUCACCACAAAGAAUAAGAGAGCGGAGAAGCUGACUGACCUGGCAGGAAACCCAAAGAAACACAUUGCGGCUCUGAAGAAGGCGGUGGUGGACACUGUGUGUGGAGGAGAACCGUCCCUCUACAACGCUCUCAACCUGGCCUUACAGUCCCUCAAGCACAUGCCGGGACACACGAGCCGUGAGAUCCUGAUCGUCCUCAGCAGCCUCACCACAUGUGACCCGGCCAACAUCUACGAACUCAUCAAGACUCUGACGUCGCUGAAGGUGCGGGUGUCGGUGAUCGGCCUGUCGGCGGAGGUGCGGGUGUGCACGGUGCUGACGCGGGAGACGGGCGGUCUGUACCACGUCAUCCUGGACGAGAGUCACUUCAAAGACCUGCUGAUGAUGCACGUCAAGCCUCCGCCGGCCAGCUCCUCGUCUGAGUGCUCUUUGAUACGCAUGGGUUUUCCUCAGCACGCCAUCGCUUCUCCGACAGACCAGGACGCCAAACCUUCAUUCAGCAUGUCUCACCUGGACAGCAGCAGCAGUGAUGCAGGUCUGUCUCUGGGAGGAUACUUCUGUCCUCAGUGCCACGCCAAGUACACCGAGCUUCCAGUGGAGUGUAAAGUCUGUGGUUUGACUCUGGUGUCGGCGCCACAUCUGGCCAGAUCCUUCCACCACCUCUUCCCCCUCCAGGCGUUCACAGAGAGUCCAGUGGAGGAGCUUCAGCAGGGAGACAGGUUCUGUCAGGCCUGUCAGGGGGAGCUGAAGGACAAAUUUACGUUCACGUGUCCGUCGUGUCGCAGUGUUUUCUGCGUGGAGUGUGACCUCUUCAUCCACGACGCUCUGCACUGCUGCCCCUGCUGCAUCCACACACACACCGCCCGCUGACACACACACACACACACAAACACGCACACGCUGGCUCAUCAUGUUGGUGUUGUGUUGACAGGACAGAUGUGACGCAUGCAGGAUCAUGUGAUGGUCAGGAAGUCAAGAGACUGACACAAAAUACUGGAUCAUAAUGUGAAGGAGGAGGAAACGUCCGGAUCUUUUAAAGACGGUGUUGUCGAAAUUGUAAGAAACACUUAAUAUAACAUAUGUGGAGUCCAGGAAGCGACAUAUGUGGAAAAAGAAAAUCAUGUUGGCCACGCAAUAAUAACGUGUGGGAAAAAUAUUCGUAACACGUGUCCACACAACAAUUAUGUGUGGAAAUGAGAUGUUUAAUGUGUGGUCAUGCAGUAAUAAAGAGUGGUAACAUGAUACAUCAGGCAUAAAGGCGAGCCAAUCAAGGCUCUCGGUCAUAUUUUGUAAGGCCCGCAGCAUCAUUUAUCUGGUUUGAAACCAAACAUACUCAUUUUUAAUUAUGUUAUUACGAUAUCUGACUCCAGAUGUGAUAGAAGAGCAAUGAUAACGAGUAAGGCGUGGCGAUAAACUGCACAGAUUUAUGUUGAUGAUACAAUAACAUAUAUAACAAACAAUAAUGUGUUAUUAAUGUAUGGGAACGUGAUUUUUUUGUCACCCCCGGGCUCUGUAUGUAAGUUUAAACUGUUUAAGUGUGAUUUACCUAUUGUGGUCCCGUCAAAAGAUACGUUAGAGACAAGAUUAACUUUUAUAGUUUUGUUAUUUUUUACACUUGAGUUAAAGGGUGAGUUUAGAAUUUCUGCUUUCCAUCAACUAUUCCAUCAUGUGAACUGAGCGGCUUUAUAUGUGACAUGUGUUACGUCACCAUUUUUGUACAACGGUUAAAAUAAAUCGGAUUUUUGUA